AUGUAAAAAAAAACUAUAUAACGAAAAAGACUACAAUAUGAAGAAGCACUUAAAGUAGCUGCCAAAGAAGAUGUAUAUAAUCAAUAAGUUGUUUUAGGUUUCUUUUUUUGGAUAAUGCACUAAAUUUAGAGAGAGAUCAACAGAACCUGCACCAAUAGAUCGUGCAAUAUAAUUUCUAUUCCUUAAAGAAAAUGUAUGUUAUAUUUAAAAUACAAGAAUGUUGAUAGAAAAAUAGCAUUGUAAUUUGGAAGUAGAAGAUUAUGUAAGAUAGACAGUACACGUUAAUAUGAUGGACCUGCCAAUUUUAGAGUUAUGAAAACAUCUAAGCAAUUAAUAGGUUCAAUAAAUGGUUGGCAAAAUGGAAAUGCUGAUGUUAAAUUUAAUUUGGGUUCUGGUUUUACAAAUAUUUAAGACAGAUAUGAUAAUAGUUUUACAUUAAAAAUUGAUACUGAUUAAAGAGUAAUGACUUCUGAGAGGGAUAGAAUUUCAAUGUAAAAAUAUGAGUUCUCCAAGUUCAAUUCUUAGAGAUUGACGUAAGAAUUAUGUAAAUUAAAAGCGGAGAACACAUUCAAAAAUAUACAAUAUAAGCAAAUUGUUGAUUUUACCUAACAAUCUCUAUUUCAACCUUUUGAAAAAUAAACCACUCCAAAAUUAUCUACUCCAAAAUAAUUCUAUGAAGAUUCUGUAAAUGAGAAUGAUCCCAAAACAUUUGAUGAUUCAAGUAGUUCAAGAACUAGAGCUAUUACUAAUUUACAUGAAAAAAAAUAUACAUAAUUAUGUAAAAAGACAAUCUCAGAACAUAGAUUUGGUUAAAAUAAAUAAGCAUAUCUCAAACUCUUUAAAUAAUUAAAAUCAGAUACAUAAUUGAUUAAAUGUAAAUAGAAUAUAAAGAAAUGCUAGUAAUUAUAAAAUGAUAGCAAAUCUAGAAGAAAUUCUUAACUUUCUUUUUUCUUCAAUCUUACAAAUAAAUAAAGAUUAAAUUCUAAUACUUCUAUAAGCAAUUCAUAAUAAAAUUACAAUUAAUAAUCAAAUUAUAAACAAGAAAACAAUUUUGAGUAAUAAUUAGAAUAAUUUGUCAAAUAAAGAAUGUUUACAUAACACAAUUAAACUAAUUGUUCUACUAUUGAUUAUACUAAUAUACAUUAGAAAUUAAAUGUAUUCUUUUUUUAAUAUAAAUUAGCAAUAUCAAUAAAUAAAACAGUAAGAAAUUAAAAGAAUAUAAAAAGUGCGAAUGGUUUCAUAGAGAUGA
Molecule: messenger RNA, 1249 nt
Organism: Paramecium pentaurelia
Lineage: Eukaryota; Ciliophora; Oligohymenophorea; Peniculida; Parameciidae
Source: the annotation of a GenBank genome assembly